CCGCCGCCGCCGCUGCUCCCCCUUCUGCUGCUCCUGCUGCUCCCCGGUGGCCGCCGCGCUCUGGAGGAGACCCUGAUGGACACAAAGUGGGUGACCUCUGAGUUGGCAUGGACAACUCAUCCGGAGACAGGGUGGGAAGAAGUCAGUGGUUAUGACGAGGCCAUGAACCCUAUCCGCACGUACCAGGUGUGCAACGUACGGGAGGCCAACCAGAACAACUGGCUUCGUACCAAAUUCAUCCAGCGCCAGGACGUCCAGCGCGUCUACGUGGAGCUGAAGUUCACUGUGCGGGACUGCAACAGCAUCCCCAACAUCCCUGGCUCCUGCAAAGAGACCUUCAACCUCUUCUAUUACGAGUCAGAUACGGAUUCUGCCUCUGCAAACAGCCCUUUCUGGAUGGAGAACCCCUAUAUCAAAGUGGAUACAAUUGCCCCAGACGAGAGCUUCUCCAAGCUGGAGUCUGGCCGCGUGAACACCAAGGUGCGCAGCUUUGGCCCUCUCUCCAAGAAUGGUUUUUACCUUGCCUUCCAAGACCUGGGAGCCUGCAUGUCCCUCAUCUCCGUCCGGGCUUUCUACAAGAAAUGCUCCAACACCAUUGCUGGCUUUGCUAUCUUCCCGGAGACUCUAACGGGGGCCGAGCCCACUUCCCUGGUCAUCGCCCCGGGCACCUGCAUCCCCAAUGCAGUGGAGGUGUCCGUGCCCCUCAAGCUGUACUGCAACGGUGACGGCGAGUGGAUGGUACCCGUGGGAGCGUGUACGUGUGCUGCUGGAUAUGAGCCCACCAUGAAGGAUACCCAGUGCCAAGCGUGCGGCCCAGGAACCUUCAAAUCUAAGCAGGGGGAAGGUCCCUGCUCUCCCUGCCCUCCCAACAGCCGGACCACCUCUGGAGCAGCAAUGGUCUGCACUUGUCGAAACGGCUUUUUCCGGGCAGACACGGACCCAGCAGACAGCGCCUGCACCAGUGUCCCCUCAGCCCCCCGCAAUGUCAUCUCCAACGUGAACGAGACGUCGCUGGUGCUGGAGUGGAGCGAGCCGCAGGACACGGGCGGGAGGGAUGACCUGCUCUACAACGUCAUCUGCAAGAAAUGCAGCGUGGAGCGGCGCCUGUGCACCCGCUGCGACGACAACGUGGAGUUCGUGCCGCGCCAGCUCGGCCUCACCGAGCGACGCAUCUACAUCAGCAACCUGAUGGCCCACACCCAGUACACCUUCGAGAUCCAGGCCGUGAACGGCAUCUCCAACAAGAGUCCCUACCCUCCCCAUUUUGCCUCUGUCAACAUCACCACCAACCAGGCAGCCCCAUCUGCCGUACCGACAAUGCACCUGCACAGCAGCACUGGGAACAGCAUGACGCUGUCAUGGACUCCCCCAGAGAGACCCAACGGCAUCAUUCUGGACUAUGAGAUCAAGUACUCGGAGAAGCAAGGCCAGAGUGAUGGCAUCGCCAACACAGUCACCAGCCAGAAGAACUCGGUGCGGCUGGACGGGCUGAAGGCCAACGCUCGGUACAUGGUGCAGGUGCGGGCGCGCACCGUGGCGGGGUACGGCCGCUACAGCCUCCCCACCGAGUUCCAGACCACUGCCGAGGGCGGUUCCACCAGCAAGACUUUCCAGGAGCUGCCUCUGAUCGUGGGUUCGGCCACUGCUGGGCUGGUGUUCGUCAUCGUGGUGGUGGUGAUUGCCAUCGUCUGCUUCAGGAAGCAGCGCAACAACACCGACCCUGAGUACACAGAGAAGCUGCAGCAAUAUGUUACCCCUGGUAUGAAGGUGUACAUUGACCCUUUCACUUAUGAGGACCCAAACGAAGCUGUCCGGGAAUUCGCCAAAGAGAUUGACAUCUCCUGUGUGAAAAUUGAGGAGGUCAUUGGAGCAGGGGAGUUUGGUGAGGUGUGCCGUGGGCGCCUGAAGCUGCCUGGCCGCCGCGAGAUCUUUGUGGCCAUCAAGACCCUGAAGGUGGGCUACACGGAGCGGCAGCGGCGGGACUUCCUGAGCGAGGCCAGCAUCAUGGGCCAGUUCGACCACCCCAACAUCAUCCACCUGGAGGGCGUGGUGACCAAGAGCCGCCCCGUCAUGAUCAUCACGGAAUUCAUGGAGAACUGUGCGCUUGACUCCUUCCUCCGGCUGAAUGAUGGGCAGUUCACAGUCAUCCAGCUGGUGGGAAUGAUGCGAGGCAUCGCCGCUGGCAUGAAGUACCUUUCAGAGAUGAACUAUGUGCAUCGGGAUCUGGCUGCCCGCAACAUCCUGGUCAACAGCAACUUGGUCUGCAAAGUGUCUGACUUCGGGCUCUCCCGCUUCCUGGAGGAUGACCCAGCUGACCCCACCUACACCAGCUCCCUGGGAGGCAAGAUCCCGAUCAGAUGGACAGCUCCUGAGGCCAUCGCCUACCGCAAAUUCACUUCAGCCAGCGACGUGUGGAGCUACGGCAUUGUCAUGUGGGAAGUGAUGUCCUACGGGGAGCGACCUUACUGGGACAUGUCCAACCAGGAUGUGAUCAAUGCUGUGGAGCAGGACUACCGCCUGCCACCCCCCAUGGACUGCCCCACUGCACUGCACCAGCUGAUGCUGGACUGCUGGGUGCGGGACCGCAACCUGAGGCCCAAAUUUGCACAGAUUGUCAACACGCUGGACAAGCUCAUCCGCAAUGCUGCCAGCCUGAAGGUCAUCGCCAGUGUCCAGUCUGGCAUCUCGCAGCCGCUCUUGGACCGCACUGUCCCAGAUUACACCACCUUCACCACCGUGGGAGACUGGCUGGAUGCCAUCAAAAUGGGACGGUACAAGGAGAACUUCGUCAAUGCUGGGUUUGCCUCCUUCGACCUGGUGGCACAGAUGACUGCAGAGGACCUGCUGAGGAUAGGGGUGACGCUAGCAGGGCACCAGAAGAAGAUCCUGAGCAGCAUUCAGGAUAUGAGGCUGCAGAUGAACCAGACGCUCCCAGUGCAGGUUUGACCACAGGGGACUCUGCAUUGGAACGGACCAAGGGAACCUGCCAUAAAGGUUCAGUUUGCGGUGCAGCCCAGCUUCCUGUUUUCCCCUCCACACGGCGCUCCUCUGCCUCGGACGGUCGCCUGGGACGGGAUGGGACGGGACGCCCUUCCCUGGAUCGAAGGCACUCAUGCUGAGGGAGCCCAGCUUUUCGUCCCUUGUCCUGGAAUGGCGAGGCAGCGACACAUCUUCAUAUUGAAGAUGGAUUAUGGGACAGAGAUGGCACAUCCCACUUCCCACCCUGUCUUGGUGCUCAUCGGUUUGAAGAGUUGUUCUGCUUCUUGGAUUUCUUUUCACCCUGUUUUCCCCCAAAUCCUCACUUCCCUCACCUCCCCGAGGCCACAGACUGUUGACCCGUCCGCCGAGUCCGUCAGACAUGUCCGAAGCUUUCCCUAACUCGGUUCCCCACGUGGAAGCAACCGGGGGAGGCCGAGCCAGCAACAGGGCUGGGGCCACCAGCCCCAGACAAUCACUCCUCUUCUCCAGCCCUGGCAAGCCCUCCGCCCAAGGGUCUGCACUGGAACGUGUCCGAAGGGAAGGCUUUGCUCCCUUUCUUGGCUUUGCACGCCAGAACCCGAACCCGAUUUACUAUGCAGGG
Messenger RNA from Melospiza georgiana, 3580 nucleotides. It is a transcript of the gene EPHB3, whose product is annotated as EPH receptor B3. Gene Ontology annotation, cellular component: neuron projection; plasma membrane. Gene Ontology annotation, biological process: protein phosphorylation; axon guidance; cell surface receptor protein tyrosine kinase signaling pathway. Gene Ontology annotation, molecular function: protein binding; ATP binding; transmembrane-ephrin receptor activity. The transcript has 16 exons. The record is from RefSeq and is a predicted model, not a curated record. Bases 76 to 2946 code for a protein of 956 amino acids. Lineage: Eukaryota; Metazoa; Chordata; Aves; Passeriformes; Passerellidae.